Nipponia nippon (crested ibis) is the source of this 1098-nucleotide messenger RNA. The record is from RefSeq and is a predicted model, not a curated record. Lineage: Eukaryota; Metazoa; Chordata; Aves; Pelecaniformes; Threskiornithidae.
AUGGUGUUCAGUGUCUGGAAUAACACGGUGACCAGUAAUCGUGAAUCUCGAGGGAACCCCACCACCAACCUGUCCAGGGCUCCUCUGCAACCUCCCCGCAGUCCCCCAACUUGGUGGUCUGAGGUCUUCUGCGUGUCUGAGGGCAACAUCUGUGCCUUCUGCUGUGUGCAGACACUGCUGCCUGAGGAGGAGGAGCGGCAAAAGGGCCUGGAGCAUCUUCACUUCCCCUCCAAGGACAACAAGGUCGUGGUGCUCUCCAGACCAGAGGAAUCUCACGUAGGGUGCAAGCACCAAGGCAACGUCCACUUCAUCUGUGAUUUCAUCUUCCUUCCACCUGCCUGGCAGCAAGAGACCUUUGAGGAGAUCGCGUUGCUGGUGCAGUUGGUGCUGGAUGGACACCAUGUGUGCAUCUUGCAGAUGAGCAGCGGGCAGACCUACACCAUGGAGAGGCUGGACACGCUGGAUCCAGCCAGGGGUGUGAUCCCGCGGGCAGUGCAGCAGGUCUUCCAGGGAGCCUGGGAGCUGGCAGAAAAAGGCUGGGAAUAUGGUUUCACCGCCAGCUUCCUGGAGAUGUACAACAAAUCCCUGCGGGAUCUGCUGGCUGGCCAGCCGGAGCACAGGGCCAAGCUGGAGAUCCGUCAGGCCAAGCUGGAGAUCCGUCGGGUCAGCUUGGCCAGUGAGGAGCUGCACAUCCCCAACCUGUGCUGCAUCCCUGUCACCUCCAAGCAGGAGUCCAUGGUGCUGGGGCUGCUGUAGACAGUGGCCGCCAACCACUUGGUGGCCCAGAUGGCCCUGAACAACUGCUCAUCCCACAGCCACUGUGUCUUCCAGCUCCACAUCCAGGGCUCCAGCCCCACCCGAGACCUGCACUGCACCUCGGUGCUGAGCCUGGUGGGCCUGGCAGGCAGCGAGUGGAUGGACGAGUCACUGUUGUGAGGGAAGCAGCUGUGGGAGGCACAGGCCAUCAAUGCCAGCCUCUCCACCCUGGGGCAGGUCAUCAUGGCCCUCUCCAACAAGGAGCCCCACGUCCCCUAUCGCAACAGCAAGUUGACCUACCUCCUGCAGAACUCCCUGCAAGAAGUCUCACAUGGGGUGUGA